Molecule: messenger RNA, 717 nt
Organism: Nicotiana tabacum (common tobacco)
Lineage: Eukaryota; Viridiplantae; Streptophyta; Magnoliopsida; Solanales; Solanaceae
Source: RefSeq, a predicted model, not a curated record
AUGACCGCCCAGGUGAAGGGCCGCAUGUGCGGGGCAUUGACCGCAUCUGCUCAAGCGCAGAAGCGAGAUGGAAGACCGCAGAAGCGGAACCUUGAUAUUGUCCUAACUGCUGAAGAUUACAAAUUUGUAAUCGCUGAAGAGUGCCUAGAAAAACCUGAAAAUGCUACUGAUGAUAAGCAUCAAUCCAUGGGGUCUGCUUAUGAUAUGCUCGAAAGUCUCAAAGAGAUGUUCGGUGAGCAAAAUCGUGUAGCUAAGCAGACAUCCGUGAAAGCCCUUUUAAACACCAAGAUGGUUGAAGGAUCAUCGGUCAAGGACCAUGUUCUGAAGAUGAUGAGCCUUCUAAAUGAACUAGAGGUCCUUGGAGCUGUGAUUGAUAAGGAGUCUCAAGUUGAGAUGGUCCUGCAGACUCUGCCUGACAGUUUUCAACAAUUUUGCUUGAACUAUAAUUUGAACAAAAUGGAUUUGUCACUAGCGAAAUUGUUGAAUGAGCUGCAAGUGGUAGAAUCUAUUAUCAAACAACAAGCUCUAGUAAUGGCACUCAAUGUUGAGAAAGCUUCAGUUUCUAAGUUGAAAGGCAGUAAGAAAAAGAAGAAGGCUCAAAAAGUUUUGGCACCUGGUGGUGCGGCUGGUGUGAAAAAGCCCAAAGGCAAGUGUUAUCAUUGCAAGCAACCUGCAUCACAAAAAGCAAUGCCCUACCUAUCUGGCAAAGUUGAAUAA